UUAUAUAAAUACCAGAGCAGCCAAAGAGUCCAGGACUCAGGAACCUGGGAGUCUCAGGUCAGAUCUGCCAGCCUAUCAUGAGGAUGAAGGUCUCCACAGCUGCUCUCUCCUUCCUCAUCCUUGCUGCUGUCCUUGGAUCCCAGGCCCAGCUCAUAUAUGAUAUGGAGUUAGAACUACAGAGGACAGUGGAUCAACAUCAACUUCCAACAAUUCAGCAUGGCUUUCACCAACCUGCUGACUGCUGCUUCUCCUAUACUUCACGAAAGAUCCAGUGUAGACUCAUGGAAGAUUAUUUUAGGACAAGUAGUGGGUGCCCCCGUCCAGGAGUCAUCUUCCUCACCAAAAAGGGAAAACUUGUCUGUGCUGAUCCUAGUGACAGGAGAGUUCAGGACUGCAUCAGAAACUUGACCCCAACCUCAUUGCCUGAGAUCCUGGACACACUAAAACUUGCCUAGGAAAUAAGAUAAAAAUUACCAGCCACCAGACCUUCAGCUUUCUUGACACAAAUACCCCCUGACAUGAAGCCCAUGACUUCCCCCUCUCCUGGGGUUCAUUUUUCAUUUGGCUGGAAUAUCCUAGAUCUCUCUCCUACCAUCAGUAAGACAAAGGCAAACACUCUGUCUUGCCCUGUGGUAUCCACGGUGGACACAUCCAGCUUACCUUGGCCAUCUGAUGCUCUGUUCCAGAGCUCUGGGCUUACUGCAAGUGUUCCAAAAAAGGGGACAGAAAGACAAGAAAGGGGAAGGGGUCUGCCCCGGUGUCUCUAGAUUCUGGAGACAAUGGUGCCUUCAUACAUGGGAUCAGGAGCAGUGCAAGUGUUCUAGCCAGCCCUGUGCUGUGCCCAGCAGAGGGAGCGCCCAGCAGAAUUAGGCCCAUACUACCUAAUUUCUAGGGCAUGAUUUGGCCAUAGCACUGGAGCUGUAGGUAUCUACCUAUUUUCCAAGCCUUUCUGACAACUCUGUGCAUCACCUCAAAUCUUUGCAGUAAGUUUUUUUUUUUUGCUUAACUCAAUCAAGGUUAAUUUCUACAAGUUUGCUACAAAGAACUCCAAUUGAUAUGAAUAACAAACUUCCUGGAAUUUUGAAUGUCCAAAACCAUUUGUCUUUAAAUCUAAAUAACAGUUCACCUGUAUAUAAAACUCCAUAUUUAAAAUCAUCUUCUUAGCUGGCAGUGGUGAUACAUACUGUAAUCUCAGCCCUCUGGAAGGCUGAUGCAGUAAGAUUGCAAAUUUGAGGCCAUCCUAGAGAAUUUAUCAACUCAGUGAACACCCCUCUCAUAUUAAAAACUAAAAAAGAGGUUGGGGAUAUAGCUCAGUGCAAAGCCCUUAAUUCAAUCCCCAGUACCACAAAAAUUAAAAUAAAAUUAAAUAAAUAUGUUCUUUCAGAACCCUGUAGCUAUAUCUCAAUUGCCUACUAGCACCUUGCACAAUGCCAAAAUUCCAAAGCCAGUUGGUCUCUUAUUCCUUUAAGAACACACUUUUAGCGAGAUCCAGCCAUGCAGGAACUGGGGACUGAGCAAGAAAUCAACAAGCUUUCCUUCCUGGUAAGCGGUGGGCACAAGCAAGCAGCCAUGCACCAGGAAGAGAACAAGUCAGUGUCUCCCAUGAGCUUAGGGGCUGAGAAUCAAAUGUCCCAUAUUCCCCACCCCACCCCCAUUAGCAACAGGAUAGUUUUGAGGUCAGCUGUAGUUGAUAGCAACUAAGGCACAUAAAGCAACUAAAUGCUUGUGUUGUUGGGCUGAUUAUGCUGACCUGGGGCCAGAGGUCUGAGCAUCUCUUGGGAGGAUGACCAUAUGCAAUAUAGCAAAUAUGGGGGAUUUCCUUCUAUCUUCUCUUUGAAGGCAAAUGUUGUUAUCACUUUUUGCAUUGUUCUGAUUAUUUUGCUCUAUUCAAUAUUCUGUUUUGGUAAGUUUUAUAAUGUUAUGUUUUUGGUUUGAUUUUGCUAUACCCAAUUGAAUGAACAACUAUUGUGAAGAUAAUGAGAUAUACUAUGGGAUCUAUUACUGUUAUCCCAGUAUCUUGCCCUGAAGUUCUGUACCAGUUUCACUGCAUUGUCUCGAUUGGCUUUGCUCUGUCUUGUUCUGUUGUAUUCUACUACCUUCAAAAUAAAAAAUAAAUAAAAGAAUACACUUUUA
Molecule: messenger RNA, 2133 nt
Organism: Cavia porcellus (domestic guinea pig)
Lineage: Eukaryota; Metazoa; Chordata; Mammalia; Rodentia; Caviidae
Gene: Ccl15
Product: C-C motif chemokine ligand 15
Exons: 4
Coding region: 78-455 (125 amino acids)
Biological process (GO): eosinophil chemotaxis; immune response
Cellular component (GO): extracellular region
Molecular function (GO): chemokine activity
Source: RefSeq, a predicted model, not a curated record